Fusarium falciforme is the source of this 420-nucleotide messenger RNA. RefSeq lists its product as hypothetical. The transcript is spliced from 4 exons. The record is from RefSeq and is a predicted model, not a curated record. Bases 1 to 420 code for a protein of 139 amino acids. Gene Ontology annotation, cellular component: endoplasmic reticulum membrane; COPII-coated ER to Golgi transport vesicle. Lineage: Eukaryota; Fungi; Ascomycota; Sordariomycetes; Hypocreales; Nectriaceae. Gene Ontology annotation, biological process: endoplasmic reticulum to Golgi vesicle-mediated transport.
AUGAUGUCCGGAGAAGCUUGGUUGUACCUCUUGUCGGUACUCAUCAACGCCGUCAACCUCUUUUUGCAGGUUUUCUUCACCAUCAUGUACAGCGACUUGGAAUGUGACUACAUCAACCCCAUUGACCUUUGCAACCGACUCAACACCUACAUUAUCCCCGAGGCCGCGGUGCACGGUUUCCUGACCUUCCUCUUCCUCAUCAACGGCUACUGGGUGCCUCUCAUCCUCAACCUGCCUCUCCUUGUCUGGAAUGUCAAGAAGAUUGUUGACAACACCCACCUGCUCGAUGCGACGGAGAUUUUCCGCAAGCUCAACGUUCACAAGAAGGAAUCCUUCUUCAAGCUCGGUUUCCAUCUGGUCAUGUUCUUCUUCUAUCUCUACAGCAUGAUUGUCGCUCUCAUCCGCGACGAGUCGUCCUAA